UGUAGAAGGAGCUGCUCAAGUACAGCGUGAAGCCCAGGUCUGUACAAAAGCUAUAGACUCGGAGCUUCUUGUUAGAAGUAUGGUCACCAAGGCUGACAUGAAUGUCGAGGUAGCCUGUAAGCAGUUAGCUGGUUGUUGCUUAUCAAACCAAGCAUCACUGACUUGCUAAGUGCAGACAACCCAGAUUCUGAUAGGAUAGUGAGUUCUCCAUCUGAUCUCAGAAUGAACCUGGCGAUAUCAACGAUGAGAUAUCUCUCGAUGACCAUCCAAGAGAUCAGGUCUUCGCCCGAAUCAGUCGCGAUAUGAAGGACAUUGGGGAAGGUCGACGUUUUGACCUUGAAGAGUCUGAAAGAUGUCAAGAUUCCAUGUCCGUUGAAAAGGCACCUUAUCCUAGUAUUUCAUAUGGAAAGGUAGAAAACAAACCAGAAGGGUACAAGGGUGUACAAUCUGGGUCUCCCCUUCAUGAUUCUUCUGGUAGUUUCUUUAGAUUGGUCUUGACCAAUCUGUAGAUACUUCUGCACUGCCAGAAGCUAUAUCAAGCUUGCCAUAGUAGGGCAGUCAAAGUGAUCGUGAGACUAGUCAUAGUCCUCAACCAUCAUUCUCUUCAAAAUUGAUCGGUGAAUCAGGCAAGAAAGAACCGUCCUAUGAUCAGAAGAUGGAGUUGCCCAUCAUCAUCGAACAUCCCACAAAAGUCUCGACCAUGGUGAUCAGCGUCCGAGGUUAUGAGAUUAAGCUUUGUGUAUGUCGUGGUAACGGAAGUGAAAGGACUCUUUUUGUCUUCAAAGUCAAAUACAGAGAAGGUGAUCAUUUCGAACACCAACUUUUGACAGUUGUGGAGGCUGCGUUUAUGAACAAUUACUAUGAACUUGGGAAGAUGAAGCUGUACAAUGAGGAAUCAGGGCUGAGAUUUACACCAGAUGGACUACAACUUAUUCUUCUAGAUUGUUUCAAGUUACGUGACUCCAGAUAUGCUCUAUAUAGCUAUCUUCUAGUAGAUGUUUGAAGAGAAUUUUCCAGUUUCAGAUCAUUCUUGUGUCUCGAAACAAGGAAUAUUUUACUUGAAAUCUCAACACAUGAGAAACAGUUUUGGAUAUCAAUGCUGCCAGCAAGCAUUUUCUGAUGCCUUAGUAUAGAGCAACACUUCAGGUUUUGCAUAGUGAACUCUUUCCAUUUUAAUGCAUAACGGUGUAUUAUGAGUUGAUAUGUGACUAGUUCCUUUCUUCUAUGCAACCUACUGAAUUUUGCGUGCCCUUCUAAAUUUUAAGCCGUACCGGAGGGAG
This is a messenger RNA of Marchantia polymorpha subsp. ruderalis, 1280 nucleotides long. NCBI's taxonomy places the organism in Eukaryota, Viridiplantae, Streptophyta, Marchantiopsida, Marchantiales, Marchantiaceae. The record is from the annotation of a GenBank genome assembly.